CCCAUAUCCCCGUGGUCGCACCGGCGACGCCAAGACUGACGGUGGGCACAUGGCGAGCAGGUGAUGCUUAAAUACCUCUCGGCAGGCGAUAGCAUACCUCCAUCCCCCUCCAUCUCCCCCAUCUCCUCCCGGCAUGACCUCCAGCAAGAGCUCGUCCAUGCCCGAACUGUCCGAGAAGGGCGUUGUGCAGACACUGCCAGCGCCCGUCGACAACCCUCGCGGCGAUGCUCAGCUGCAGCGUGCCCUGCGCAAGGUUGACUACCGCCUCAUUCCGCCUCUCGCAAUCCUUUAUCUCUUCUCAUACCUUGACCGAGGCUCGCUGGCCAAUGCCUCGAUCUUCGGCAUCAAGGAGGACCUCGGCCUCAGCCCCGCGCAGUACAAUAUGCUCGUCACCGUCUUCUUCUUCACAUAUGGUGGUAUGGAAAUCCCCGGCGGCAUCAUCCUCUCCUACGUCAAGCCCAAGUACUGGAUCGCAGCCAUCUGCUGUGCCUGGGGCAUUGUCAUGACCUGUUCCGGUUUCGUGCAGAACUACGGGGGCGCGAUCGCUGCGCGCCUCUUCCUCGGUAUCACUGAAGCGUCCUUCUUCCCCUCGGCCCUCGUCCUCGUCGGCAACUGGUACCCGCGCCUGCAGUUCCAGACGCGUAUCACGGCCUUCUACGUUAUCGGCGUCUUCAGCGGCGCCUUCUCCGGUCUCCUCGCCUACGGCAUCCACUACAUGGACGGCGCUGCCGGCCUCGAGUCCUGGCGCUGGAUCUUCAUUCUCGAGGGCAUUGCCACUGUCGUUCUCUCGUCGCUCAUUCUCAUUUUCCUGCCUAACGACCCCGAGAGCUCCAAGUGGCUCACCCGCUCCGAGAAGGACGCCAUCCUCGCCAACAACAGUGCAGAGGGCAACGACGGCCACAGCCACUUCCAGUGGAAGUACCUCAAGGAUGUGGCGACCGACUACAAGGUCCUUAUGUGCACAUGGCUUAGCAGCUCGGUCAACAUCGUCACCUUUGGUUUCUCGUACAACCUGCCCUCGAUUCUUGUGCAGAUGGGCUACAAGGCCGAGAUUGCUCAGCUCAUGACUGUCCCCGUCUACGCCAGUGCGUGUGUCUUCACCCUCGCCUCAGGCAUCUACUCGGACCGUCGCCAGGUGCGCUCGCACAUGAUCGUGGUCGGCUUCACGGGCGCCCUCGUCGGCCUUAUCCUCCUCUACGUUCUCCCCAAGGACCGCAACCCCGGGGCGCGCUACGCUGGCUGCAUGAUCCUCAUGUCCGGCAUCUACAUGUCGUUCCCUGGUACGCUCGCGUGGAACUCGAACAACGCCGAGAGCAAGGGCAAGCGCAACAUCUCGAUGGCGUUCCAGCUCACCAUCGCGUCGCUCGCCACCGCCAUCGGCACUAACUCGUAUCUCGGCCGCGAGGCGCCAUACUACCCCAUCGGCUUCGGUCUCUCGAUGGCCAUGUGCGCCUCGUCCAUUAUCGUUGCCAUUGCGCUCAACCUCCUCAUCCGCCGCGAGAACCGCAAGCUGGACGUGGUCGAACGCGAGACAAUGGCCGCCGGCACGCCUAUGGACGAGGCUGAGCUCGUCAAGCUCCGCUUCCGCUACAUCCUGUAAGGCAGGCAGCUGUUCCAAAAUCAAGACUGUCAGGGUGCGGGUGAGAGUUGGAGAAGAGUGGUUGUGAGGAGGUAUGUGGGUUGUCACGGGAGAGUAGAGGCCGAGGUUGUUGGGGAAUGGUAUAGUCGGCUCGAUUGCGAACCGUCAUUGGGUUUACGUUCAUAGAAGGGGUAAUGUGGCUAGAGCCGCAGCGCGCGAGCUGCUGAGCUAGUUGUACACUGGUAAUU
Molecule: messenger RNA, 1827 nt
Organism: Cutaneotrichosporon oleaginosum
Lineage: Eukaryota; Fungi; Basidiomycota; Tremellomycetes; Trichosporonales; Trichosporonaceae
Biological process (GO): transmembrane transport
Cellular component (GO): membrane
Molecular function (GO): transmembrane transporter activity
Source: RefSeq, a predicted model, not a curated record